AUGACGGAGAAUGUGGAGGCGCUCAAAGAACUUUAUUUGACCGGUUCAGUAGUUCUUAUGAAAUUGAAAGAGGGACAGCUGCCCAGUGGUGAUCAGCUCUCGCAAUACCAUAUUUCAUGCCAAAACGACGAGGAACGCUUCGCCAUCUUCUUGGCUUUACUGAAACUGAAACUGCUGAUUGGCAAAUCGAUUAUUUUUGUCAAAGAUACGGAUCGUUGCUACAAGUAA
Molecule: messenger RNA, 228 nt
Organism: Gongylonema pulchrum
Lineage: Eukaryota; Metazoa; Nematoda; Chromadorea; Rhabditida; Gongylonematidae
Source: the annotation of a GenBank genome assembly